Bombina bombina (fire-bellied toad) is the source of this 4433-nucleotide messenger RNA. RefSeq names its product F-box DNA helicase 1 (gene FBH1). Gene Ontology annotation, cellular component: nucleus. Bases 489 to 3278 code for a protein of 929 amino acids. The record is from RefSeq and is a predicted model, not a curated record. Gene Ontology annotation, molecular function: protein binding; ATP binding; 3'-5' DNA helicase activity. Lineage: Eukaryota; Metazoa; Chordata; Amphibia; Anura; Bombinatoridae. Gene Ontology annotation, biological process: replication fork processing; double-strand break repair via homologous recombination. The transcript has 21 exons.
GUGAAUGUUUUCAAUAUGGCUGUCAUUUCGGUCCAUGACACCGUGUGAUGUUUAUGGGAUCUGACUUCUGCGGUUUUCGCGUGUGAUCCGUUCAGAUGUUUCCGUGACGGCCGCCUUACCGGAGCCGUAUCUGUGUUGUUCUGUCAGAAACGCGAUCCGAGGAACCGAAAGUGAAAGCAAAGUAAGAGAUACGAGUUGCAGUUUAACCCUUUGGUACUCAGGUGAGAAGACAGAAGCGUCUCACACACAGGGAUUGUGAAGAAUUGGCACUGAGCAGGGAAGGCUCCUUUGCCCUCACUCAGCCUUUUGUCCAGAGGAGAACUAACAGGGAUGUAAACCUGGGGCUUUAUCCACGCAUCAGGACUGAGAGAAGAGGGAGAGGUAGGGGACAAAAUGAUUUUCAUAACAAUGUGGGCUCAAAUAAAAGCACAGAAGUGACAAGGACAAACUCUGCAGCUAGUAGCAACAGACCAGUGGAAACCGAAGAGAUGGAAUUCUCAGAUUCAGAUGAUGAGUUAUUGUGCAGCCAAAUGGAGGAGUUUCCUGAACUCUUUGAUGGUAACACUGAGACGCUUACAUCACAACCCAGUUCAAGCAAAAAACGUAGCUAUUCUUGUGGCGACUGUGAUCAAGCACCAAAAUGUUUGCGGUCUGAGGGAGACUGUUCAAGUAGUUUUGAAGAGCAUUAUGUAGAUGAUGAAGAGAUGGACAGUAUUAUGGAUUCACUUCCUGAAUCGUGUUAUGGACUUUUAGGCGUAACCGACUGUAAAGAGCCAUACUGGGAGCAAAUGAACACUUUUCCGGAUGAACUUCUCCAGUGUAUAUUUGGUUUUCUUCCAAUUGUGGAUCUGUAUAAGAAUGUGAGCUUGGUGUGUCAGAAAUGGAGGAACUUGGUCAACGACCCAUUGUUUAUCCCGUGGAAAAAACGUUACCAUCAGUACCUUGGCAAUCACGCAGUCAUAAAGGUUGAGGAUAUUCUAACAAACAAUGGGAUAACGGCCGACAAUGAGCUGUGUGUCCUGAAUCUUGUACGGUACUUUGCUACCUUUGAGUGCUCCCGGACGGCAAAUCCUCAGGCCGUGCUGGUCUGUCUGAAGAGCCAUCACUUGUAUCCUAAGGCUGAGGCGUGUGUUACGUGCAGGCUCCCGGAGCUGGGGAAGACCAGUGAGGCUGUGAAUGUCUGGGCUGUGCUGGCUGUGAUUGUGCUGUUCGCCAGCAAUGUGGGGGAUAUUGUACGGCUCACAAGAUGCCUACAGCACUCUAAAUCCUCACUACGAUUAGUUGAAAUCAUGGAGGCCCUGUACUGCCUGGCAACACUAUUAUUUGCAAUGAGAAGAAAGAAGAUUCUCAUCAGUAACAGGAUUCACUACAACAUCUUCUAUUGUUUGUAUCUUAUGGAGAACUCCAGUUCAAGUGGACAAAUCUCUGAAACAUGUGGGAGCUCGAACUUUAAAAACCAGGCAACAUUUAAUCUCACCAAUGAGCAGCAGCAAAUAAUUAAUCAUGAUAUUGCACCUGGACAAGUGGUAAAAAUCAUGGCUUUUGCAGGUACCGGAAAAACCUCAACCCUGAUCAAAUACGCUGAGACAAGACCACAUCUUAAGUUUCUUUAUGUCACAUUCAACAAAUCUAUGGCACAACAUUCACAGGGCAAGUUUCCCAAGAACGUGACGUGUAGGAACUUUCACUCCUUGGCUUAUGAAAAGAUAGGAAGAUUAUAUGGAGGACUAAAAAAACUGAACCCCUCUAAGCUCACAGCCUAUUCAGUUAAUAUGAUCCUUCCUAAGGGUAGAGCGGGCUAUAUCAGAGGAAAACUCGUGGCAAAGACGUUGGAGACUUUUUUUUCUUCUACCGACGAAACAAUCGGUGAGGAGCAUGUCCCUGUGUGGGCUAAAAAUAACCAUGGAGUUCAAGAAAUGGUGUCUCCGGAAGAAACGUUUUUUGCAAAGCUUCAAGCAAUCGCAAUCUGGAACAAUAUGAAACUUCUUCAUAAAACCAACACGCCAGCUUACAAAAUGACGCAUGACGGUUAUCUGAAGUUAUGGCAGCUGGGUAACCCUCACCUCAAUUAUGAUGCUAUAUUUGUAGAUGAAGCUCAAGACUGCACCCCAGCAAUUAUGCAGGUUGUUCUCUCCCAGAAGUGUGGGAAGAUUUUUGUCGGAGAUCCCCACCAGCAAAUUUAUACGUUUCGUGGAGCUGUCAACGCGCUCUAUGAAGUACAGCACUCACAUAUAUUCUACCUCACUCAGAGUUUCAGAUUUGGGGCUGAAAUAGCUUAUGUUGGCGCCACUAUCCUUGACACCUGCAAGAAAGUGCAAAAUAAAACCUUAGUUGGAACUAAUCAAGAAAGCAGUCUUCAAGGUCAAUCCGCCGUAAAUGUUGCCAUUUUAUGUAGGACUAAUUCAGGUGUCUUUGAUGAGGCUGUCCGAGUUACUGAGGGGGAAAAUCCAUCAAGAAUCCACAUCAUUGGGGGACCAGAUAACUUUGGAUUGAAUAAAAUUCUCUCAAUUUGGGUUCUCCUUCAGCCAGAAGCAGAAAGAUCAAAACGUGGUCUAUACGUAACGGAUAAUUCCAUAGCCAUGUGGCAGAAACAAGGAGGAUACGCUGCUUUGAAAAAAUAUGCCGUCAGCGCUGAAGAGAAGGAGCUUGAAGCUAAAAUUGCUGUGGUUGAAAAGUACAAAAACCAAAUUCCUGAUCUGGUGACAAGGAUACAGAACUGCCAUACAGCAGAUCAGACAUCUGCAGAUUACACUUUAGGCACUGUCCAUAAAGCUAAAGGGAUGGAGUUUGAAACUGUGCACGUUAUGGAUGACUUUGUGAAAAUUCCGGUUGGCAGACACAACAUGGAGAGAGUACCGGUUUCAAAUGUAAUUUCAUCUGAGGAUGAAUGGAAUUUAUUAUAUGUGGCUGUAACGCGUGCCAAGAGACACCUUGUAAUCACAAAAUCGAUAGAAGACGUUCUGACUCUGGGUGGGGAGUACUUUCUGAGCGCAGAGCUGACCAGCAGGGUGGUGAAGGAGGGCAUUAUGCAAUGUGCACUUGAUCACUGCAAGAAUCCACUCCUUGAAAAUACUGCUCUGACAAUGAAGAAGACCCCAAUGAUAUAUAGUAAUGGAAAUGAAGAUAAGGGCGGAUAUUUUUGCCAUGCUUGUGUGAAUCAUCGUAUGGGGCCAAUAACUUAUUUGUUGUCUCACCCAGAUCUUGUGAAGUCCAUGGAAUUGAAGUUAGAGAACCUUGUUCUUCCCAUGCACAUUCAGAUCCUUUUAGAGGAAAUUUAAUUGUGAUGUUAAUGGUGUGAAACAAAACCGGCAACAAAGAAGGAAUUCUGUUUUUCCUAAAGAGUAGAACAUUUCCUAAACUAAUCUACAGGAAACUCCAGUAGACAUGGAUGCCCCCAGAAACUUUUCCAGGGUGAUGAACAUAAUAUCAAGGGCAGGAUGUGGUACUUAUAUUAAGUGUGACAUUGGCAUCAAGACAAACUCAAGUUGAAUGCUUCCUAUGCUGUUGGAGGAAAAUUCCUGGGGUGUUGCCCCCACUCCCACCAAAUACCCAUGCUCAUAGACUGUCCUUUUAAGAAUACCCUAACCUGGGCACUGCUGGUUUAUCACAAGAAUAAGAAACCACUGUUCAAUAUAGUUAAAGUGAUGGUAAAUUUCAGACUUGAAAAAUAUAUAUGGGUGUACAAGCAAAACCGCAUAAUUAUUUUAUUUAAAAAGUGUAUAUAUAUUUUAUAAUAAAAAGAUUUAUAAUCUUACUAAAUAUAUUCUGUUCCUCCACUCCCCUUCAUUUCUUCUUUUGGCUGGCCUGUGACAUAGAGAACAGUCCAACCCACUCUCUAGAUAGGCUUCCUAAGGGCUUUCAAAGGACUGGGCUUCAAGAGUGUCAUAUGACACAUGCACUGAUUGAAAGUUCAUUGGAAUUGUCAUAAAAAAAAAAAAGAGUUCAUCCGAGUGGGCCGGCAUAUUAUUGUAUUAGAAGCAUUACUAUAGGCACAGAUUUAACCCUUUUCACGGUUAGAUUUAAAAAAUAAAUAAAGAAGGUACACAUAUACUUAUAUUAAUGGCAAAGAUUACAUAUAAUUAGCUAAAGUUUACCAUCACUUUAAAUGACGUACAACAUGCAAAAGGUUUUGAAAUGAAUAAUAACUUUUAACAGAUCUACAAAACUAAGGGACAAUGUUUUAACAGAUUUACAGAUUUUAUUGCCCAGCAAAUGGUUCUUGAAGAUCACUUUGAGUUUCUGUUGCUUAUUAUUUCUUUAUCAUUUUAAGAGUUAAAUAUUUUCUUCAACUAUCCUAGAAAAUACAUUAUUAAUCAUGUUUUGUAAGUCGCUUGCAAAAAGUAUGUACAUAAACCAUUGUAUAUAUAAUUGUCUGUGAAUAAAUAUUAUUUAUAGAUUGCAUUUAAAAAUAAAUACAUUAAAUAUUUGCUAUA